This is a messenger RNA of Heteronotia binoei (common prickly gecko), 3536 nucleotides long. Its product is annotated as arf-GAP with Rho-GAP domain, ANK repeat and PH domain-containing protein 1-like. The record is from RefSeq and is a predicted model, not a curated record. The transcript is spliced from 24 exons. The coding region runs from base 67 to 3504 and encodes 1145 amino acids. Gene Ontology annotation, molecular function: protein binding; GTPase activator activity. Gene Ontology annotation, biological process: signal transduction. Gene Ontology annotation, cellular component: trans-Golgi network; plasma membrane; cytoplasmic vesicle. Lineage: Eukaryota; Metazoa; Chordata; Lepidosauria; Squamata; Gekkonidae.
GCUGAGGGAUGAACUGAAGCCCAGACGGUGUCUCCCUGCCCCUCUGGCCCGGGCUUCCUGGCUGUCAUGGCGGAAGGGACUUCCCUGCCCAUGUCUGAGUGGCUGAGAGCCCUCCACCUGGAGCAGUACAUCGAGAACUUUGAGCGGAGCGACCUCUGGCUUGUGUUGGAUUGCCGGCACUUGACCGACGAGGCCCUGACCCAAUUGGGGAUCCACCUGCCGGGGCACCGCAAACGCAUUCUUUCCGGGCUUCAGAAGGCCUUUACGGAGUCUCUGCCCGCCAUGGAGUGCCCCGAGCUACCGCCGAGGAGGCCGGUGCCCAUGAAACGCCACAUCUUCCGCAGCGACCCGGGUACUGCUGCUUCUCCCACCCAAAGUGACUUGGGGAUGGCAGCUAGCGAGAAAUCGGCUGCGCACCGGGAGUUUGAUACCCUCCGCCUCAUCCCGCCGCCUAUCCCUCCCAGGGUGGGGUGCCAACCCCCGGUGAAGUUUUCCUCUCCUGCCCUCCUGGAAUUCUCCCCGGCUCCUUUGCCCGAAUCCCCUCUGCUCCUGGAUUUGUCUUGCCCCUCGCUGUCUGGAGGCCGGCUGAGCCCAGAAAUGGUGUUUUCGGAAGGGGCAAGGAAACUCUCGUUGCCCCCUUUGCCUGCCAAGCGACACCAGCUGCCAAUGAAGCCGGUCUCCCUGAAGGCCCCCCCGGUGCCGCUGCGCCCUCCUUCCUUGCCACCAAGGGCCACCGGACCCCCAAAGUCAACCUCCAGCCACCUCGUGAAAGAUGAACCACAAAGUCUCGAAGCUCCAGCUGGAAUUCCCCCUGUCCUCUUUCCUCGUGUGAAGGUGGAGGAAGAGCACGGUGCCCCCGAUAUUUCUUCAAAGCUGCCCUGUUCCUUCCAGACAGAGUUUGAUGACGACUCAGACUACGAGGAUCCCCCUUUUGAGGAGGAAGUAGACGCUCCCACGGAAGAGAUGACCGACAAGGGAGGAGUCGAGAUCACGGCCGACGGUUCAACUCGGCAUUGCCUUCGGUUCAACAGCCUUCUCAGCGAGGACGAGUUGAUCGAGGAUUACUUUAAGGAGGAAUCCCCCCCUAGCAACAACCACUGGAAUGGCUGUGGGCUGAACUCCCCCUGUCCGGGCAGCGCUUUCCCCUUCGGCAUCUUGAGCUUCCACGGUGACGUCAUGGACGAGGCCGACGCGUCUGGCCAUCUCUCGCCGGUCGUCAAAGCCGGGUGGCUGGACAAGAAUCCCCCCCAAGGGUCCUACAUCUAUCAGAAGCGUUGGGUGAAGUUGGACUGUGAACACCUCCGAUACUUUGACACUGAAAAGGACAUUUACUCCAAACGACUGAUCCCUGUGGCAUCCAUCACCCGAGUGACCAGUAUCGGGGACCAGAAAUUUGAAGUGAUCACCAACAACCGGACUUUUGCAUUCCGGGCUGAGAAUGAUGCUGAUCGAAAUGAGUGGAUAAGGGUUCUUCAGAAGACGGUGGAUGAGCGGAAGUCCAAGUGUUUGGACCGGCUGUCUGUCGUGCACCUGGCUGGGGGCAGCUUUGACUCUGUGGACAAGUGUGGCCCUCUAGAACUGCGGAGCUUUAAGCAGAAGCUCUACGUGGCGGUGGCCGGGGACAAGGUUUUCCUCUACAAGAACGCAGAGGAAUUCCGUCUGGGGAUCGGGAUCACCUACAUCGAGAUGAACGUGGGGAACGUGAAGGAUGUGGACAGACGGGGCUUCGACCUGACAACGCCCUACCGGAUCUUCAGCUUUGUUGCCGAAUCCGACCAGGAGAAGGAGGAGUGGGUGGAAGCCAUGCAGAACUCUAUCGCUGAGGCCCUCUCCAACUUUGAGGUGGCCGAGAGGAUCUGGACCGUGGAGGAAAACCGCUUCUGUGCCGACUGUGGGGCCCUGAAACCCGACUGGGGCUCCAUCAACCUGUGCGUGGUCAUCUGCAAGCGUUGCGCAGGAGAACACCGUGGCCUGGGCCCUAGCGUCACCAAAGUGCGGAGCCUCAAGAUGGACCGGAAAGUCUGGACGGAGGAGCUGAUCGAGCUCUUCCUCCAGGUCGGCAACGCUGUGGCCAACAGGUUCUGGGCCGCCAACGUGCCCCCCAGCGAAGCCAUCACGGCCACGAGCAGCAGCCAGGAGAGGAGGCGCUUCCUUGUCGCCAAGUACCGGGAAGGGAAGUACCGGCGGUACCACACCCUCUUCGGCAACCAGGAGGAGCUGAACAAGCGGCGCCUGCCACCCACCGCGGAUGAACGCCAAGCCAGAGGAACCGACCUCUUGCCCGGGCUGAGACAAGAAGGGAAGCUGCGCAGCCGCAGGGCUACCAGGAGCCUCGUGUCAAAGAAGCGCCGAGCUCCAGCCCACCCCGCCGGGCGCCGGCGCAGCACCUCGGCAGCAGCCAACCCGUCUUGUUUCGGGCAGUGGUCCAAAGGUAUUCUGCUUCCUUGCAGCAUCCAGCGCUUCUCUGAUGAGAACCAGAUGAACACGCACAACCUGGCCAUCGUCUUCGGGCCAACGCUCUUCCAGACGGAUGGCAAAGACUACAAGGCAGGACGAGUGGUGGAGGAUCUCAUCCGGUACUACGUGGACAUAUUCAGUGUAGAUGAGGAAGAGAUGAGGCGGCAGCAAGAGGAAAUCGCGGCCAUUAUGAGGAUGCGGAUCGCGGGCUCCUCCAGUGGGGCGCAGCAAGCUGGUGACUUCAUCUGCACGGUCUACCUGGAGGAGAAGAAGACAGAAGCCGAGCAGCACAUUAAGAUUCCGGCCACCAUGACGGCAGAAGAACUGACUUUUGAAAUCCUGGACCGAAGGAAAAUCAUCACGAAGGAGAAAGAUUACUGGAGCUGCUUUGAAGUCAGCGAGCGGGACGAGGCAGAGCGGCCUUUGCACUACAGCGAGAAGGUCCUUCCCAUUGUGCACAGCUUGGGGAAGGACAGCUACCUGGUGGUGAAGAGACAGGUGGCCAUGGAACACAUGCUGGUCUACACAGCCAGCCGGGUGGGCGACAGCAAGCACGGAAUGAUGAAGUUCCGCGAGGAGAAGAACCUGCUCGGCUUGGGCCUCAGCACUGGCUUCCACGACCGAUACUUCAUCCUGAACAACGAAUGUCUACGGCUCUACAAGGAGGUGCGGAGCCACAAGCCAGAGAAGGAGUGGCCGGUGAAGAAUCUGAAAGUCUAUUUGGGAAUAAAAAAGAAAGUCCGCCCUUCAACCUGCUGGGGAUUCACUGUCUUCUUCGAGAACGACAAGCAAGAGAAGCAGCAGUGGUAUCUGUGCUGCGAAACCCAGCAAGACCAAAGGGAGUGGUUUGCGUCCUUCCUGUCCAUCCAGCACGGCGCUAACAACCUGUGGCCAUCAGAGACCUCCAAAGUGCGCGCCUCCCGAAUCCAGCAUGACUCUCGCCUGGGCAACAUCUCCUUGAUCCCUUUGCGGGGCAACGAGAGUGAGAUGAGGAACAGUGUUGCGGCCUUCACGACCGACCCACUGAUGCUGCUGCGGGACCUUUGAAGCCGUUAGACCAAAGUGUCAGGUAACAGCCC